This is a messenger RNA of Pieris macdunnoughi, 321 nucleotides long. Lineage: Eukaryota; Metazoa; Arthropoda; Insecta; Lepidoptera; Pieridae. The record is from the annotation of a GenBank genome assembly.
AUGUACGCGGCGGCGGGCGGCGCCUCGCUCGCGGGCAGAAAGGCGCGUCAACACGGCCGCCACCCCGCGCCGACUAGCCCGCACCCGCACAGCCCCGUACACCCGGCCCCGACCGGCGUCCGCGCCUACUCGUGCCAGCAUUGGGAAUCCCGCCUGCUCCCGCCGCCGCGUCCGCUAUCCGCCGCCGAGCCCUCGCAAUGCGAUCUCGUCGAGGUACAGCCGACAGUAUGUAUAAAGCAUCUUACAGUAGAAAGUAAGUACAAAAUCAACAUGUGUUCUGAAGUGUUAAUUAAUGAAGUGCAGAAAGUGGGAAGGCCAUGA